AUGGCUGAUAAUCGGAAUCCCGCGACCGCAGCGGCGCCCCCAGAUCCAUCAUCCCCCUCGCCGCCCCUAGACAUACGCAAAAUCUUCGAUUCGUUCAUCAUCAUCUUCAACGUCUUCAUGAUCAAGAUAAACGACAUAAUUCGGGAGACCUUCCUAAAGUACCUCCAAGAGUACUUCUGCCUCGACGAGUGGGGGAUGAGACAUAUCGAGCACGUGUUCGCGGUGACCUUCCUACUCUCGUCUUCCAUUUUCGGUUUCUUGACUGACAGGUUCUCCAGGAAAUACCUCAUCGUCUUUGGGGUGGGUGUGUUGAACGUCAGCAUCCUGUGUGAAUCCUUCGUCAGCGCGUACUGGAUCUUCCUGGUGCUGCACGCUCUUGAAACCUUGGGCAUAACGUGUGUCUACGUCGUCAGCCUCCCCAUGCUCGGCGACCUGUUCGUGGGGGAUAUACGCUCCAGAAUGCUCUGCGUCUACUACCUGAUGCGGCCACUAUCCAGAAUGAUUGUGUUAUUGGUCAGGACGCAAAUCCAGAUACUGUUGGGCAGCUGUUGGUCGAGUUUACGGGCCAGCUUCGUCGUGGGAGUGGUCAACGUGGUACUAGGACUAUUGGUACUACGUGAACCACCUCGCGGCGAAGUCGACGGGCGGCAAAUGGAAGUCACCCCUAUCGAGGAAGACUUGAAGUACCUUUUGAGGAACAGGACCUACAUGAUGACGACGUUGGCUCUAACAGCUAUGGCUUGCUGUCAAGGAGCUCUAACGACAUUGUUCGGUACGCUCUUAUUCGAUGGCUUGAAAAUCAAUAACCCCGACCUCGACCCCUACGUCGUGAGUUCUAUCUUCGAGUUGAUCAUCCACAUGUCGAGCAUCGUGGGGCUGCUGGCAGCGUAUCUUAUUUCACGGAAGCUGAAGGAGAAGUACCCCCGUGCAGACCCUCUUAUGUGUAGCAUAGCCCUUCUGACGGCGACGCCAUUGGCCAUCAUAACCACCUACCUGUCCAACAAAGACCAGAUUUCCACCUACGUGGUCUUGUUUUUUGGAAAUGUUUGUCUGAAUAUGAUUUGGGCCAUCACAAUGGAUAUCUGUUUGGGAGUGGUGGUGCCUUCGAGGAAAGGGUGCGCCAUUGGGACAACGCUGUUCUUUGCCUUUGGCUUGGGAAGCACGUGGAGUUCAGAUAUAACAAAGAUAGUUUCAGAUGGGCUUUACCAUUACUACCAAAGCCUGGAAGAGCAUCCGGAUAAUAAAUUUUACGGCCUACAACACGCGUGUUUCUUGUCGUUAGUAGGGCUCAUUGUGGGAGCUGUGUUGUACUUUGCGGCUUCCCUCUCCAUCACCGAUGACCUGAAGGAGGCGAAAGGGAACGCCGCGUAA
Molecule: messenger RNA, 1371 nt
Organism: Zophobas morio
Lineage: Eukaryota; Metazoa; Arthropoda; Insecta; Coleoptera; Tenebrionidae
Product: protein spinster homolog 3-like
Exons: 1
Coding region: 1-1371 (456 amino acids)
Biological process (GO): transmembrane transport
Cellular component (GO): membrane
Molecular function (GO): transmembrane transporter activity
Source: RefSeq, a predicted model, not a curated record